This is a messenger RNA of Salvelinus fontinalis (brook trout), 1845 nucleotides long. RefSeq names its product hairy/enhancer-of-split related with YRPW motif protein 1-like. Gene Ontology annotation, biological process: circulatory system development; regulation of neurogenesis; regulation of transcription by RNA polymerase II. The record is from RefSeq and is a predicted model, not a curated record. Lineage: Eukaryota; Metazoa; Chordata; Actinopteri; Salmoniformes; Salmonidae. The coding region runs from base 138 to 1100 and encodes 320 amino acids. Gene Ontology annotation, cellular component: nucleus. The transcript has 5 exons. Gene Ontology annotation, molecular function: DNA-binding transcription factor activity, RNA polymerase II-specific; RNA polymerase II cis-regulatory region sequence-specific DNA binding; protein dimerization activity.
AUGGUCUGAAAAUAAUACCCUGAGAACAAGGCUUGACUUUAAACAGUUGCGCGGACACGUCGCUUUCACAGGAUUUGCGGAGUUCACAUUGAGGGACAAUCUAUACUGAAUAUUGCUACUUGGGAUUCUGGAGCAAAAUGAGACGAAAUCACAAUUACAGCUGUUCGUCUGAUAGCGAACUUGAUGACAAUAUAGAAGUGGAGAAGGACAGUGGUGACGAAAAUGUAAACCUUGACUCUCCGCAUGACUUGAUGUCACCCCCGAAAACCACUCAAACUCAAGCCAGAAAACGACGCAGAGGAAUUAUUGAGAAACGGCGACGUGACCGAAUCAACAACAGCCUGACUGAUCUCAGAAGACUUGUGCCAAGUGCGUUUGAGAAGCAGGGAUCGUCAAAAUUGGAAAAAGCUGAAAUUUUGCAGAUUACUGUGGAUCAUUUGAAGAUGAUACAUGCUGCCAGCGGACAAGGGUAUUUUGAAGCCCACGCCCGGGCCAAGGAUUACCGCAGCCUGGGCUUCAGGGAGUGUCUGUCAGAGACGGCCCGUUACCUAAGCAUCAUGGAGGGCUGGAAUAGUGUCGACCCACUCCGUGUACGCCUGGUCUCCCACCUCAACAACUACGCCUCUCAGAGAGACAUCCACACUGUAUUGACUGGACACCCUGGACAACUAGCCUGGGGCUCCGCUUUGAGGACUCCCUCCGCCCACCUGCAACACCCCCUCCUCUUACCACUCCCUCAGGGACGGACACUAGCCCCCCACAGUACCAGCAGCCCACCCUCCUCCUGCUCCAUCUUCUCCUCCAUGUCAUCCCCCUGUUCUACUGAUACCUCGGUGACCUCCAGACUCAGUGUGACAGCCCCCUCAGAGGCACUCAGGGUGCCCCCCAAUGACAAUCUACCCCUGGGGCUGGCCCUGCCAGUCUCAGCCUCCAAGCUCUCCCAACCACCACCCCUCCUCUCCUCCCUCUCCUCCCUGUCUGCCUUCUCCUUCAGUACUUUUCCCCUAGUGUCCCCGGCAGCCCUCAACUCAGCAGGCUCAUCCACAGCCCUGAGAAAUCAGCCUUACAGGCCCUGGGGGACAGAGAUCGGGGCCUUCUGAACUCUUGUGAUCAGGACGGAAUGCAACAGCUAAAAUCCCCACCUCCCGCUAACCUGCCUCCCGCCAAUCUGCCACCCGCCAAUCUGCCUCCCGCCAACACUCCACAAACCCAGCAGGAGUACCUGGCUGUCUCAUCUGUUUUUCCCCUCUGGCAAUGAGGGGGAUGGGGUGAAGCUAAUGCCACCUCCCUUUGUCAGUACUGCUGUAUAGAGGAACAUAGAUAACAUAGUGUUCUAUCCUAUAUGUUUUUAUCAUGAGUAAUUCAUGUUAAAUGUUGUUGUGAGCCCAGGUAUGGCCUCCAAGGUAGGAAAGGACUGACUAUUGUUUCAUGACCACUAACUGAUUUCAUUUAGUUUAUUAUCAGAGUGGACUAAGAGAAGGAUUUUGGGGUAUUUGUAGGUCAAAUACAAUAUUGUAAAAAAUAUAACUCCUGCAUCUUUGAAAGAGAAUGAAGACAUCUGCAACAUAGCAUAAAUAGAGUUACACAUGAACUGGAUCUGCUAACACUUUAGUUAUGUCUAUAUGGGAUUGUCGAACAAGCUUUAUAUAGAAAGCAACGUUGAAAAAAACUAGUUUUGUAAUAUUUUUGUACCAAUAAACUGAGUUUGUAAGAAGAUACAUGUUUUUUUGAUCAAUGCUCAGGAUUCAUGUGUUUUACCUACAGUAUGAGUUGCUGUGGGGCUUAGAGUAUGUUGUCCACUUCCCACAUCACUUCAAAUAAACUCAAAUCAUUUAUCAGUUUCAA